UCCCUGAAACACCCCGCACCGUUCCGCCCCUCGGCCUUCUCCCAGGCCUUGGCGAACCUCGCCGGGGCCUCUUACGGUCUGGGUCUGCUUGCGCAGGCGCAGUUUCACUUCAGGGCUGGCCCUAAAGAUGGGAGUAGUUAGCGGAGCUAUGUGGGGGGGUGGCGCUGGGGUGCUCGGGUCUCUGUUGUGGGUGUGACCUGAUGGGUCCGAGGGAACGUGGGAGAGUAGAGGAGCCGGGGCGGAGACUGGCUGGGCGGGGCUCCCUCUUCCUGCCUCGCGUGGAGCAAAGCUUAGGCCGCGCUCUGUGCUUGCAGGUCCCAGGCUACCCUCCUGUACUGGGAUCUUUCUCCCUCCCCAGCUCAGCGUGCAGAGGACCAAGGCCUGACCCAGCAGGGAGCCUAGAGCCAGAGGGAAUGGCCCGUGGGAGCUGCAGACCCCCAGCCCAGGAGUUGGUGACAUUCAAGGAUGUGUCUGUGGAUUUCACCCAGGAGGAGUGGGGCCUCUUGGACCAUCCUCAGAAGGAGUUGUACAAGGAGGUCGUGGUGGAGAAUGCCCAUAACCUGCUGUCCCUAGGGCGGCCAGUUCCCAGAAAAGAUUUGAUGUCUUAUUUUGAGGAAAAGGAAGCACCAUGGCUGCUGGAGCAAGAAGGCCUGAGGAGCUGCUGUCCAGAAGGAGAGAUUAGACCUGAAAUGAAAGAGACUACUGCAAAGCUAAGAAUUUCUGUGAAAGAAACUCAGGAGGAAAGUUUCAUGAGGGAUGGUCCUUGUGACUUCACUGGGAGACAAAUCUGUGCUGCAUUUCACAGAAUCCACAGAGGAGGAAAUCCUCAUGAUUGUCAUCAUUGUGGGAAAGUGUUGAGGCAGCAGUCAUCCUUUAUUUACCAUCAAAAAAUUAAUCCUGGAGUAAAACCACAUGAGUGUCAUGAAUGUGGUAAAGCUUUUAGCGAAUACUCAUCCUUCAUUAUGCAUCAGAAAAUUCACAUUGGCAGGACACCUUAUGAAUGUAAUCAGUGUGGAAAGGUUUUCACAGAGAGUUACAACCUUAUUCAACAUCAAAGACUCCACACUGGAGAGAAACCUUAUGAAUGUAAUCAGUGUGGAAAGGGUUUCACACGGAACUACAACCUUAUUAAACAUGAAAGACUCCAUAGUGGAGAGAGACUUUAUGAAUUCAAUGGUCUAUAGAGCUUGUUAGACUCCAGAAAAUUCAUCUUAGGAACAAGCCCUACAAGGACUCAACGUGGGAAUGCCUUCAGCAGAGAUCUCCUGUUCCUUUACAUCAGGGUUUCAUGGUGGAGAGAAGACUUAUGAAUGUGCUUAAUGAGGACCAGCCUUUCCCUGGAAGAUGCAGGUCACUCAUCAUGACAAUAUUCACAAUGGAAGGAAUCCUUAUAAAAGCAAUAAUUGUGGGAAGGCCUUCAACUGGAGCUCAUAUAUGUUUGUAUAUUGGGGAAAUCUUCCUGGAGAAAAAUCUGAUGGAUUUGAUUAAUGACAGAAGAUCUUUGCCUAUAGCACAGACCUCAUGAGACAUCACAAAUCUCUUAUCUCUCCUUGCUAUUCUCUGGAAUUCUGCAUUCAUUUGGGUAUAACUUUUCCCUUUUCCUUUCCUUCUUUCAUUAGCUAUUUGUAAGGCCUCAUGAGACAGCCAUUUUGCUUUCUUGCUCUUCUUUUUCUUUGGAAUAUUUUUUGUUGCUGCCUUCUGUACAAUAUUACAAACCUCUGUCCACAGUUCUUCAGGCACUCUAUCAGAUCUAAUCCGUAAAUCUAUUCAUCAUUUCCAUUUCAUAUCCAUAAGCAGUGUUGUUUAGGGCAUAGCUGUAGGGUCUGAUGGCUUUCCCUAUUUCCUUUGAUUUGAGUCUGAAUUUUGCAAUUACAACCUCACAUUCUGGGCCUCAGUCAGCUGUACAUCAUGUUUUGACUGACUGUAUAGAACUUCACCUCAUCUACCUUUUUUCCCUAAAAAAUGUUUUCGGUUUUCUUAGAACUGAGCAGUUUUGGGUUCUUUGGAAUUAGUCAUUGGGAGAUAGACUUGUUAGUGUGACGUUGAAUGGUUUGCCUUAGAUUUCAACAGUACUUGAUUAUAUGUUGGAAAAGUCUUGCUGAAGAUAAACUUUAUGGAUCUAAUCAACAAGAUUAGGUCUCUUGUUCAAGACCUCCUGAGGUUUCCCAGUAUUGAAACCUGAUUGAACAUCCAAAAUUAGUUACUGUGAGUAAACCCCUAAAAAUGUCAUGGCUUUCCUCCCUGAAAUCCUGAUGUUUCCCAUUACUCUACAGGAAUAUUUCUUUCAAUUCCUGUACUGUAUUUUCUUCAGGUAUUCAACAGUUGAUGGUUACUUACUUUGUAUCUUGUUGUGUGUUGGCACAAAAAGUUCUUGUAUAAAUAUUUUGGUAACUGACUGCAGUCCCUCUAGAGUGUUACACUCAUAGCUCCACAAAUUGAUUUUCUAUGCAAGAUGAUUUGGAAAAUAUAUUAAACUGAAUUAUCAUUUCAUUGGUAACUAGUUUUUGUUUAAAUCUGUCUUGUCAGAACAAUAAGAUUUGUUUUAAAUCUGUAACAUUUGUUUUAUUAUUAUUAUUAUGCUUCAACAUUUUCUUUCAUUUUGAUUUUUGGAAAUUAUUUGAUAACCAAGGUUGUUAAUUUUUAAAAUGAUACCUAGAGGGUGAUAGAAUUGUAUUAGGAAAUCAACUUCUCUUGAUCUGGAUGCUGUGAAAUGAUGAAUUAAACUGUUAGAGAAUGUGAUUAUAAUGUCUUAAAACUG
Molecule: messenger RNA, 2758 nt
Organism: Phascolarctos cinereus (koala)
Lineage: Eukaryota; Metazoa; Chordata; Mammalia; Diprotodontia; Phascolarctidae
Biological process (GO): regulation of transcription by RNA polymerase II
Cellular component (GO): nucleus
Molecular function (GO): RNA polymerase II transcription regulatory region sequence-specific DNA binding; DNA-binding transcription factor activity, RNA polymerase II-specific
Source: RefSeq, a predicted model, not a curated record